UUACAAUAACUUAUUAUUUUUUGAUAGGCUAUUAUUGAGUUUGAUACUUUUAUAAGAAAUUGGGAGACUACAGCUAAAGAAAAAAUAGAACAACUUAAGCAAAGGAAAAAAAAUGGUGACUCUGUCGAUCUGGAGAAAAUGAAAAGCUUUUAUUUAUCAAUUACAGCUAGUACCCUGACUGGACUAAAAAUUUCUUUGGGGUCUACCUUGGAAUUGAUAGAUUUUUUACAUUCCAAGUGCAAUUAUGAUUAUCUGAUGACGUCGAGAUUAACACAAGACAUGCUCGAAAAAUUUUUUGGGAUCGCUAGAAGUGCGUGUGGAUCCAAUGAUCAUCCUGACCCUAUUUUGUUCUCACAAGUAUUCCGGUUGCUCUGCUCUUAUUCAUUGGCAACACCUCCAAAAGGAUCUAAUGUGACUGCAGGAGAAUUACUAGGUUCAUUAAUGCAGACUAGAGAAUCGUUUGAAGCAAGUAAUGUUAACAAAGAAAACUGGAGUAAAAAAAUUGAUGCUAUCAUUGAAAAUGCAUCUGGAAAUCCCAGUAGUGCAGAAGCAAAUACCGACGAUGAUCGUACAGGUUCUAAUAAUGCAAGUGACAAUAAUAAUAAUGAUAAUAAUAAUAAUAACAAUAAUGAUGAUGAUAAUAAUGAUGUUGACGGCGAUAAAAAUAAAGUUAUUAAUAAUGAUAACGACUAUGAUAAUUAUGACAACACUAGAAGAGAUCAUGAGGGUGAUGAUAAUAACAAUAAAGUGCCUUUGAACUCGGUGGACUCAAGAUAUGAACACGAUUACGAUAUUGCUCAAACUAGCAACUAUGUGAUUUCAUAUAUUGCGGGAUAUGUAGCCCGUAAAAUAGGUCGGUUUUUCCAAAUGCUUUGA
Molecule: messenger RNA, 876 nt
Organism: Cotesia glomerata
Lineage: Eukaryota; Metazoa; Arthropoda; Insecta; Hymenoptera; Braconidae
Exons: 2
Coding region: 139-876 (245 amino acids)
Source: RefSeq, a predicted model, not a curated record